Rana temporaria (common frog) is the source of this 833-nucleotide messenger RNA. RefSeq lists its product as uncharacterized. The transcript is spliced from 3 exons. The record is from RefSeq and is a predicted model, not a curated record. NCBI's taxonomy places the organism in Eukaryota, Metazoa, Chordata, Amphibia, Anura, Ranidae. Bases 26 to 745 code for a protein of 239 amino acids.
ACAGGUCCUCUUUCUCCCCUCCAUUAUGUACACAGGAAGUCAUUGUGUGUCCCACCCGGAAGUGUCCGGGCUCCGAAGACGGAGAGCCACGCCACGAUCUCUCAGUUCGGUUCCGCCCCUCCAGUUGUCCAGGACGUUUGUAAGCAGUGGCUCUCCUCUCCUCUCCUCCCUGGUGAUGAGGGUCCCGGAGUCGGGGGUGGUGGCCUCAUAUCUGUGUCUCAGUGGCGUUUGCCUCUACUCAGCUUUGCGCACUCUGCAGGUACACAGAGGGGCGGCGGCCGGAUUCUUGCUCCACGCCACGGCUUCUGCCAUCACCAUAGGGUGUGACCUUCUAUGGAAAGAAGACCCCGACUCUCUCCGCUGCUCCAGCUAUUGGAUUGCCAGUGUUCUCGGUCUGCCUUUCUUGGUCUUCUCCUUCUUCUGGCUGAAUGGAGAUCAAUUGACGGCCAACCUGGUCUUGGGCUCUGCGCUGCUUCUCACCAUGGCCUACGGGUACCUGACUCAAGAAAGCCAAAUGGUGGCCCCUUAUUUCACCAGAGCCGGAGCAACCCUGGCAAUUCUGAUGAUCUCGGUGUUCACUGGGAACCGUUAUGGGGUGCUGGGCAGCCUGGCCCUGGCAACGUCCAGUCUCAUGUCAUUCCUGAAGGCUGCAGAUAUCCCUCCUUUCCAAGGGAAGAUCAUACAGAACUAUGUGCUUAGCAUGUCAAUCCUGCUGCUCCACAUGGCUCUGAGGCAAGAGGCUUGAGAUUUCUAGAGUCUGGAGGAGAGAGGGACCAGGUGUCUGGGUAGAGGAGGAGAGGGGAGCCAGGGGUCGGGAAAGGGAGGAGAGAGGG